Messenger RNA from Cyclopterus lumpus (lumpfish), 1873 nucleotides. It is a transcript of the gene rnf8, whose product is annotated as ring finger protein 8, E3 ubiquitin protein ligase. Gene Ontology annotation, molecular function: ubiquitin protein ligase activity; histone binding. Lineage: Eukaryota; Metazoa; Chordata; Actinopteri; Perciformes; Cyclopteridae. The record is from RefSeq and is a predicted model, not a curated record. Bases 130 to 1689 code for a protein of 519 amino acids. Gene Ontology annotation, cellular component: nucleus; ubiquitin ligase complex; site of double-strand break. Gene Ontology annotation, biological process: ubiquitin-dependent protein catabolic process; double-strand break repair; protein K48-linked ubiquitination. The transcript is spliced from 9 exons.
AAGCUGUUUCCGGUUUCGUCCUGUCACUCUCCGUCUGGAAGCCGUAGUCCACCGUCAGUUGAGCGAUGUAGCAGCAACACUGUUAGCGAUGCACUCCAGUCAUAUUAGCCGCUGACAGAAUGAGAUAAGAUGGAAACUGUAACGACUGUCUCGGCUGCGGCUGAGGAGGGCGACUGUUCAGACUCAGAGGUUUUAUGUAUGAUGAGAGUCGGAAGAAAUUCAGACUGGCUUCGCUUGUUCGAAAACACUGAGGUCACCAUAGGACGUGGUCUGGAAGUAACCCACCAGCUGUUGUCUCCAAGUUGUCCUCUGAUGAUCUCCAGACUACACUGUGCUGUCAAACAGAGGGAAGAUGGACAGUGGACAGUGACAGACAAAAAGAGUCUCAACGGUGUGUGGGUGAAUGGAAACCGCAUUCCCGCUGAAGAAUCCCAUCAGCUGAGGCUCGGAGACUCUAUACAACUUGGGGUUCCUUCCACUUCCUCCACAGAAGUGGAGUUUGACUACAUCUUUGUCCAGCGGCCCCUUAAAGACAUUAAACACCACUUGGCAAAGGGACAUAAAGAAGGCGCUAAAGCAGCCCUUGUUUCCAAGACGGCUAAGAGGAAGUUGACUGUUGAAGAAGUUGAGCCUUCUACCUCAAAGCCCAAGCUCUACCGCUGCUCUUCUGCAGACAAGUCAUUUGCAAAGCCCUGCCCUCUGUCACCAGUGAAGCGACAGCAGAGGCUCAGUCACUCUCAAUUAGAGGAAACUGGACCCAGCAGACAAGUCCAGGAAGUAGACCGGCCCUCAGAUGGCUCCAACACUCCCUGUGACCUGGACAACUUGCAGAUGUACAGCCAGAACAUCCUGAAGUUGAGGGAGCAGGUAGACAACACCCAAAGGCAGGUAGCCUCUCUCGGGGGAGAGCCGCGGCAGGCUGACCCUCUCAGAGUGGAGCAUGUCAGGGAGCUGCAUGGUCAGCUGGAGACGCUCAGAGCCAAGAUGCACCGGAUGGAGACAUUAGAGAAGUCCUUCAGCAAGAGGCGGCUAGAGGCACAGAAAACACAGCAACAAGAGGAGCUUUUGAAGAAGCAGUUGGAAGAUGCCUUGCAAGAGCAAAAGAAAGUAAUAGACGAACUUGCCCUUUCUCGGGAAGGCUUUGAAGAGAUUCUCUUGGCCAAAAACAAAGAGCUGGAAUUGACAAAGGAGGAGAAUGAAAAGGCCAGGGCCCAAAAGGAUGAAGUAGUUACACAAGUGACGGAAGUUUUGGAGAAUGAGCUUCAGUGCAUCAUCUGCUCCGAGCUCUUCAUUGAGGCAGUCAUCCUGAGCUGCGCUCAUAGCUUCUGCAGUCACUGUAUCAAGCAGUGGCGCAAAAAGAAAGACGAGUGUCCGAUCUGCCGACGGGCCAUCCAAUCUCAGACUCGCUGUCUGGCCCUGGACAACUGCAUCGACAGCAUGGUGGAAAACUUGAGCCUGGACAUGAAGUCGAGGCGACAGACCCUCAUCACUGAGAGGAAAGCUGACUCUGCCCAGGUGAUGGUGAUCCACGAUGACGACAGCAGCAGCAGGAGCAGCGACAGCGACAGCGACAGCAGCCUGGUGUCCAUCGACAGCAGCCUGGGCUCGGUGGUCUCUUUGGAAACAGACAGCAGCAUCAACGCGGACUCCAGCGUGCUCUAUAGUAGUGUUGAUGAGUCUGAGGAUUAGCCCUUUUACUCCGGAGGGAAUGUGACUUUUUUGGUGUUGAUGUUUGCAUAUCCCUGGACUGUUCUCCGAUAGAACACUAAGUUUGGUCUCAUGAGUCCAUUAACCAGAUUUCCUUUUUGUAACGUUAUCAGAUGUCUUUUUGUCGUUUUUUUCAACAAAAAGAUUAAAGUUUUUUUCCUAUGCA